Closterium sp. NIES-67 is the source of this 899-nucleotide messenger RNA. The record is from the annotation of a GenBank genome assembly. Lineage: Eukaryota; Viridiplantae; Streptophyta; Zygnematophyceae; Desmidiales; Closteriaceae.
AGGGCAGAGGAGCAAGGGGAGGAAGAGGCAGAGGUCGUGGAGGCCGUGGUGGUCGUGGAAGCGAAGCGGCAUGCAUGAAAGGUGGAGACUACGAGACGGGCCCGAGUGAAGAUCGAUACCCGGGCCAAUUCUUCUUUGUCUCCACGCAAGCGGCAGCUGCAGCAGGAGGUGUGGAAGGCUUUGAGGAGCCAGCUACUGUGGGAAAGGUCACCCUUCACUCUCUGGACUUUUGGGUGAUCGAUAGCGGCGCCACCUAUAGCAUGACACCUCGUGCGGACUUGCUCACCGAACUCGAACCGUCGCCGGUCAAGCAUGUCACAUCGGCUUUGGGGCAGCGAGCAGAGGUGAAAGGCAUGGGCAAGGCCAUGUUCAAGGGUGCUGAUGGGAAGAUGGUGGGCCUCAAGAACGUGCUUUGGGUGCCCAACCUUGCAGCCAACCUGAUUUCUGUGCGGCGUUUGCAAAAGGCCGGCAUGGACACAUCUUCCAAGGGAUCCAAAACUUAUACCGCGCGGCUUGGUGAGCGGAAGCUUUGGGACCUUCAUGAGGACAGGGACAUCUAAAUGAGAUGUGGCAAAUCCCAGUGGUCCCAUGCCUAAGGAGAGGCAAGUGGCAGCAAGCAUCAGCACCAAGAGUGAAGCGGUUGGUGGCGGUGAUCACGGAAAGCAAAGUGACACCAAGAGUGACUCGAACGAGUGCAAUCUUGGAGAGACCAGCAAGGCAUGUGAAUCCAAGGAGAGUGGUGCAGCAGCCAAAGGUGGUGGAAAUGAGGAGGAGAAUCCUAAGAUCAGCAAAGCAGCAGCGGCGAAGGAGAAAGGAGAGAGCUUGUGGGGCACAAUUGCGAGUGCCGCUUUCUCCAACCCGACCUCCGCUACGGGAGAGUGUGAUUGGCUGACCUUGCA